Molecule: messenger RNA, 8866 nt
Organism: Sinocyclocheilus grahami
Lineage: Eukaryota; Metazoa; Chordata; Actinopteri; Cypriniformes; Cyprinidae
Product: talin-2
Exons: 54
Coding region: 101-7231 (2376 amino acids)
Biological process (GO): actin cytoskeleton organization; cell-cell adhesion
Cellular component (GO): focal adhesion; plasma membrane; cytoplasm
Molecular function (GO): integrin binding; actin filament binding; structural constituent of cytoskeleton
Source: RefSeq, a predicted model, not a curated record
GCAUUGUACUUGUCUCCAUAGCUGUGAAGAUCUGCAGUGCUUCAGAGUUGCAUACGUCUCAAAUUUACGGUGCAGAGUCUGUAAUAAAUAAGCUGGCAGGAUGGUGGCGCUGUCACUGAAGAUCUGUGUGAGACAGUGUAAUGUGGUGAAGACGAUGCAGUUUGAGCCAUCAACGGCUGUGUACGAUGCAUGCCGGGUCAUCAGAGAGAGGGUUCCAGAAGCCCAGACAGGACAAGCUUCAGAAUAUGGGCUGUUUCUAUCAGAUGAAGACCCCAGGAAAGGCAUCUGGCUGGAAGGAGGCCGGACGCUGGACUAUUACAUGCUGAGAAAUGGGGACAUUCUGGAGUAUAAGAAAAAACAGAGACCUCAGAAGAUAAAAAUGCUGGAUGGAGCAGUGAAGACCAUCAUGGUGGAUGAUUCCAAAACUGUGGGAGAGCUGCUUGUCACCAUCUGCAGUAGAAUAGACAAAUACAUUUUUCUCCAUAUACACUACCUGAAGUAUGUGAAGCUUGCGAGAUCCCUCAGAACAUAUGGAGUGUCUUUCUUCUUGGUGAAGGAAAAAAUGAAAAGUAAAAAUAAGCUGGUCCCUAGGCUGCUGGGUAUAACCAAAGAAUCAGUGAUGAGAGUGGAUGAGAAAACCAAAGAUGUGAUUCAAGAGUGGCCACUUACUACAGUGAAAAGAUGGGCCGCCUCACCUAAGAGCUUUACACUGGAUUUCGGGGAGUAUCAGGAGAGCUACUUCUCUGUUCAGACCACUGAGGGGGAGCAGAUAUCUCAGCUUAUAGCUGGUUACAUCGAUAUCAUUCUCAAGAAGAAACAAAGCAAGGACCGCUUUGGUUUAGAGGGAGAUGAGGAGGCCACCAUGUUAGAGGAAUCAGUUUCUCCGAAAAAAUCUACUAUAUUACAGCAGCAGUUUAACAGUGUCGGGCGGGUAGAGCAUGGCUCUGUGGCACUGCCUGGGAUCUUGAGGUCCGGUUCUGUUGGCCCAGAAACUCUGAACAUGGGUACCAUGCCCUCUCCACAACAACAUAUCACCACUGGACAGAUGCAUCUUGGACAUAUGCCACCACUGAGUGCGGCCCAGCAGGCUCUCGUGGGAACCAUUAACACCAGUAUGCAAGCAGUGCAGCAGGCACAGUCAGACCUAGAGGAGGUGGAAGAGCUGCCACCACUGGGAGAUGAUAUGGCUUCUAAAAUGUGGAUUCAGAACAAGAUGGAUGAGUCCAAGCAUGAUAUUCACUCUCAAGUGGAUGCCAUUACUGCUGGAACUGCCUCUGUGGUUAAUCUUACUGCUGGGGACCCGACAGACACAGAUUAUACAGCAGUAGGAUGUGCCAUAACCACCAUCUCCUCUAAUCUGACGGAGAUGUCAAAAGGUGUGAAGCUGCUGGCAGCUCUGAUGGAGGAUGAGGUGGGCAGUGGGCAGGACCUCAUGAGGGCUGCCAAGACCCUCACUGGAGCUGUAUCUGACCUGCUUAAAGCUGUGGAGCCUACAUCAGGAGAGCCACGACAGACGGUUCUGACUGCAGCCGGCAGCAUCGGUCAAGCCAGUGGAGAUUUGCUUAGACAGAUUGGAGAGAAUGAAACGGACGAGCGCUUCCAGGAUGUGCUAAUGAACCUAGCUAAAGCUGUGGCUAAUGCAGCAGCCAUGAUGGUUCUGAAGGCCAAGAACGUGGCACAGGUUUCUGAAGACAGCAUCCUGCAGAACAGGGUUAUUGCAGCUGCGACCCAGUGCGCCCUCUCCACUUCCCAACUAGUGGCCUGUGCCAAGGUUGUGAGCCCUACUAUCAGCUCCCCUGUGUGUCAAGAACAGCUGAUAGAAGCAGGGAAGCUGGUGGAUCGUUCAGUGGAAGGUUGUGUGAAGGCCUGUUUGUCAGCUACCAGUGAUGGAGAGCUUCUGAAGGCCGUCAGCGCAGCGGCUGGUAUCGUCACACAGGCUCUCAGUGACCUACUCACACACGUGAGGAACUACUCCACACGCGGGGAACCCAUUGGACGCUACGACCAGGCCACAGACACCAUCAUGACAGUUACAGAGAGUAUUUUCUGCAACAUGGGUGAUGCUGGUGAGAUGGUACGACAGGCGCGGGUUCUUGCCCAGGCGACCUCUGACCUGGUGAAUGCCAUGAGAUCAGAUGCUGAGGUGGAAGUGGAUGUCAACAACUCCAAGAAGCUUCUUGCAGCUGCCAAACUGCUUGCAGAUGCCACUGCUCGAAUGGUUGAGGCUGCAAAGGGAGCUGCUGCAUACCCUGAAAAUGAAGACCAGCAGCAGAAGCUCCGGGAGGCUGCGGAGGGCUUGCGUGUGGCCACUAACGCUGCUGCACAAAACGCCAUUAAGAAGAAACUUAUAACAAGACUGGAGAACGCUGCUAAACAAGCUGCUGCUGCUGCAACUCAGACCAUUGCGGCAUCCCAGAAUGCAGCAGCCUCUAACAAGAACACUGCUGCCCACCAGCAACUUGUUCAAAGCUGCAGGGCUGUAGCUGACCAUAUUCCUCAGCUGGUGCAGGGAGUGAGGGGCAGUCAGGGGCAGCCAGAGGAUAUUAGUGCCCAACUUGCCCUCAUCAUUGCCAGUCAGAACUUCCUUCAGCCUGGAAGUAAGAUGGUGUCUUCAGCGAAGUCGUCUGUGCCGACUGUGAUGGAUCAGGCAGCAGCCAUGCAGCUUGGACAGUGUGCAAAGAACCUGGCCACCUGCCUGGCUGAACUCCGCACUGCUGCACAGACGGCUCAUGAGGCGUGCGGCCCCAUGGAGAUUGACUCUGCCCUUAUAGCUGUGCAGACACUGAAGAAUGAACUCCAGGAUGCUAAAAUGGCAGCAUCCGAGGGACAGCUGAAACCUUUACCUGGGGAAUCAUUGGGAAAAUGCACUCAGGAACUGGGUGGCACAUCUAAGGCUGUUGGUUCCUCAAUGGCCCAACUGCUUACCUGUGCAGCACAGGGAAAUGAGCAUUACACAGGUGUAGCUGCCAGUGAAACUGCCCAGGCUCUUAAGACAUUAGCACAGGCUGCAAGGGGUGUUGCUGCCACCACAUCAGACCCUGCUGGAGCCGCAGCCAUGUUGGAUUCUGCUUGCGAGGUUAUGGAAGGAUCAGUUAAAUUAAUUUCUGAAGCCAAGGAGGCGCUGGUUGCUCCUGGUAAUGCAGAGAUACAACAGAGGCUAGCGCAGGUAGCAAAGGCUGUGUCCCACUCACUGAAUGCAUGUGUGAACUGUCUGCCUGGACAAAAGGAUGUUGAUAUGGCUCUGAAAAGCAUCGGUGAAGCCAGCAAAAAACUACUUGUAGAGAUGCUUCCUCCCUGCAGUAAGACCUUCCAGGAGGCUCAGAGUGACCUGAACCAGACUGCAGCCGAUCUGAACCAGUCUGCAGGUGAUGUGGUCCAUGCCUCUAGAGGGACCACUUGCCAGCUUUCAGAUGCUUCUGGGAAGUUCAGUGAGGACUUUGAUGAGUUUCUGGAUGCUGGCAUUGAGAUGGCUGGCCACACCCAGAGUAAGGAUGAUCAAAUACAUGUGAUUGGGAAUUUGAAGAACAUCUCAAUGGCCUCCAGUAAGCUCCUGUUGGCUGCUAAGUCUUUAUCUGUGGACCCUGCAGCAGGCAAUGCAAAGAACCUGCUCGCUGCUGCUGCCAGAACGGUGACUGACAGCAUCAAUCAGCUGAUUACGCUGUGUACCCAGAAUGCCCCAGGACAAAGGGAAUGUGACAAUGCUCUAAGAGAGCUUGAGGCUGUUAGGGGCCUGCUGGAUAGCCCAAAUGAGCCAGCCAAUGCUCUCUCCUACUUUGACUGCAUUGAAAGUGUCAUGGAGAACUCUAAGAUACUCGGUGAGUCUAUGGCUGGGAUCUCUCAUAACUGCAAGACAGGAGAUUUUCCAGCGUUUGGAGACUGUGUGGGUGGAGCCUCUAAAGCUCUGUGUGGACUGACCGAAGCAGCUGGACAGGCUUCUUACCUAGUGGGUGUGUCUGACCCCAACAGCCAAGCCGGACAUCCAGGCUUAGUGGAUCCUAUCCAGUUCGCUCGUGCUAAUCAGGCAAUCCAGAUGGCUUGCCAAAAUCUUGUUGACCCAGAUAGUAGUCCUUCACAGGUGCUCUCAGCUGCCACCAUUGUUGCUAAGCACACCUCGGCGCUGUGUAAUGCUUGCCGACUUGCCUCUUCUAAGACUGCCAACCCUGUGGCUAAAAGACACUUUGUGCAGUCAGCCAAAGAAGUGGCCAACAGCACAGCCAGCCUGGUCAAAACAAUCAAGGCACUGGACGGAGAUUUCUCAGAGGAAAACCGUGAGAAAUGUCGUGUUGCAACAGCACCGCUCAUUGAAGCUGUUGACAAUCUAACCACGUUUGCUUCCAAUCCAGAGUUUGCUAGUGUUGCUGCGCAGAUAAGUAGAGAGGGUUUGGCUGCACAGGAGCCAAUCAUCCAGUCAGCACGCUCCAUGCUUGACAGUUCCACCCACCUUUUGAAGACUGCUAGGUCAUUGGUUAUGAACCCUAAAGAUCCGCCAACCUGGUCAUUACUGGCGAGCCAUUCACGCAACGUGUCGGACUCCAUCAAGAGCCUCAUCAUGGCUAUCAGGGAUAAAGCCCCUGGCCAGAAGGAAUGUGACUCUGCCAUUGAUAAUAUCAAUAAAUACAUCCGAGAUAUUGAGCAGGCCUCACUUGCAGCUGUCAGCCAAAAUCUUUUUCGUAGAGAUGAAGUUUCUUCUGAGGCUUUGCAGGAGCAGUUAACAUCAUCUGUUCAGGAGGUGGGUCACCUGAUUGAGCCGAUUUCCACAGCAGCAAAAGGAGAAGCAGCCCAGCUGGGACAUAAGGUCUCUCAGUUGGUCAGUUACUUCACUCCUCUGAUCUCAGCUUCUAUGGGCAUGGCAUCCAAAAUCUUGGAUCAUCAGCAGCAGAUGAAUCUUCUGGAUCAGACCAAGACUCUCACUGAGUCUACUCUACAAAUGCUGUACGCUGCCAAAGAAGGUGGUGGAAACCCGAAGGCGGCUCAUACCCAUGAUGCCAUAGCAGAAGCUGCACAGUUAAUGAGGGAAGCUGUUGAUGAUCUCUUGCUGACCCUGAAUGAAGCUGCUAGUGAGGUUGGCAUUGUCAGCGGCAUGGUGGAUUCAAUUGCUGAUGCCAUGGGCAAGUUAGGUGAAGGUACUCCACCAGAACCAGAAGGUUCAUUUGUGGAAUAUCAGACCACCAUGGUGAGAUACUCCAAAGCUAUUGCUGUCAGUGCACAGGAGAUGAUCACUAAAUCGGUGAGUGCGCCAGAGGAUCUGGGCAGUUUGGCAUCUCAGAUCACUGCAGACUACAGUCAGCUUGCCGUUCAGGGACGUCUGGCUGCCUAUAUUGCUGAACCAGAGGAGAUCGGCUUCCAGAUAAAGACACGAGUGCAGGAACUGGGGCAUGGCUGUAUUGUGCUCGUUCAGAAGGCUGGAGCGCUGCAGAUCAGUCCAUCUGACUCGUUCACCAAAAGAGAACUUAUUGAGUGCGCACGAACUGUCACUGAGAAGGUGUCCAUGGUGCUUUCGGCAUUGCAAGCUGGUAAUAAGGGCACUCAAGCCUGUAUCACUGCAGCCAGUGCUGUUUCAGGUAUCAUCGCUGACCUGGAUACCACCAUUAUGUUUGCUUCUGCUGGCACACUCAAUGCUGAGAACGAUUCAGACUCCUUCGCUGAUCACAGAGAGAAUAUUCUGAAGACAGCCAAAGCGCUGGUGGAGGACACUAAGAACCUUGUUUCAGGUGCAGCAUCAAGUCAAGAGAAGCUGGCCCAGGCCGCCCAGUCUUCUGCCAAAACCAUCAUCCACCUUACAGAUGUGGUGAAAUUGGGAGCGGCCAGCAUAGGCGCGGAUGACCCUGAAACACAGGUGGUGCUGAUCAACGCAGUGAAGGAUGUUGCUAAAGCUUUAGCUGAUCUCAUUAGUGCCACCAAGUGUGCAGCGGGAAAAGCAGCAGAUGACCCCUCCAUAUUCCAGCUUAAGAAUGCGGCCAAGGUUAUGGUAACUAAUGUAACAUCCUUACUGAAAACGGUGAAGGCAGUGGAGGAUGAGGCUUCAAGAGGAACCAGAGCUCUGGAAGCCACUAUCGAGUGCAUCAAACAGGAACUCACAUUGUUUCAAUCUAAAGAAGCCCCUGAGAAAUCAACCACUCCAGAGGAGUUCAUUCGCAUGACGAAGGGCAUCACUACGGCAACCGCCAAAGCAGUCGCAGCAGGAAAUUCUGCCAGACAGGAAGAUGUCAUCUCCACAGCGAACCUCAGCCGCAAGGUCAUAGCUGAUAUGCUGACCACAUGCAAGCAAGCAGCAUAUCAUGAGGAAGUAAAUCAGGAGGUCAGAAACAGAGCUCUGUUAUACGGCACUGAAUGUACCAAUGGGUAUAUAGAGCUCCUAGAACAUGUCCUACAGGUCUUACAAAAGCCAACAGGUGAUCAGAAACAAAAAUUGGUGAUGUUCUCUAAAAAGGUUGCUGCAGCUGUCACUGAACUGAUUCAAACAGCAGAGGCCAUGAAAGGCACUGAAUGGGUUGACCCUGAGGAUCCUACUGUUAUCGCUGAAACGGAGUUAUUGGGAGCUGCAGCCUCAAUCGAAGCAGCAGCCAAGAAACUCGAGCAGCUCAAACCAAGAGCCAAACCAAAGCAAGCUGAUGAGAGUUUAGACUUUGAAGAGCAGAUACUUGAGGCAGCCAAAUCUAUUGCUGCAGCAACCAGCGCUCUUGUAAAAUCAGCUUCAGCAGCUCAGAGAGAACUCGUAGCCCAGGGCAAGGUGGGAGCCAUCCCUGCCAAUGCUGUGGAUGAUGGACAGUGGUCCCAAGGGCUAAUAUCUGCUGCACGCAUGGUUGCCGCAGCAACCAGUAACCUCUGUGAGGCAGCGAACGCAUCAGUCCAAGGUCAUGCCAGUGAAGAAAAGCUCAUCUCUUCUGCUAAGCAAGUGGCUGCUUCCACUGCACAGCUGCUGGUGGCGUGCAAGGUUAAAGCUGAGCAGGAUUCAGAGGCUAUGAGGAGGCUACAGGCUGCAGGCAAUGCUGUGAAACGGGCCUCUGACAGUCUGGUUCGAGCGGCCCAGAAAGCUGCUUUCAACAAGGCGGAUGAUGAUAAUGUGGUGGUCAAGACCAGGUUUGUUGGAGGAAUCGCUCAGAUUAUUGCUGCUCAGGAGGAGAUGUUGAGGAAGGAGAGGGAACUGGAAGAGGCCCGUAAGAAGCUAGCACAGAUCAGACAACAGCAGUACAAGUUCCUGCCAAGCGAACUACGAGAGGAUGAGGACUAAACAUAAAUGCUGGCUUCCCUUUGGUCAAUUUCUCCGCCAUUUGUUUUUGCCUUCAGGACACAGAUGAACGUCUCUAUCGCGCAGUCCAAGCGUCACCUACUGAACUGAUGAAGGGUUAUUGAUUCAGUUGACUGGAUUGUGAAUUUUUUAAUAUUUAAACUCUUGAACAUUUCAAACAGUGACCGUCUUGUCUCUGUAACCGUGAAUGUGUCCAUACCUCCGCCACACUCUCAUAAAGAAGCUUUGAAUUUCUGGCAUGAAUCUGAACUUGUGAAUGUGUGCAUGAAGAUUUUGGAAGCACAUAACUGUGUGCUCAGAACAGCCAGAUUUACACGAUUGAGACUGUAUUGAGGAAGAAAUAAAUGAACUCUGUUCGAUCUCAGUUAUUAAAACAAAGCGUUUUUAGGGUUUCAAACAAGGUGCAGACUUUAAUACUUACAUCAUUUAAAGUCGAGAUGAAAAGAAACCUGACUGUCAGAGACUCCAGUUGAAUGUUUAACAUUUGUACAUUUGUAAUGGUGAGAUACUUUUUUUAAUGCUUAACUUUCAUUGCUUUGAAGUUCACAAAGUAUACAAAUAAACAAUAUUUAUGUAGGCAAACGAAAGUGCAUAAAUGUGCAAUGUAGAACAAAACCACUCAGAAUAAGGGUCUAAAAUGCAUCUUCUCCAAUGAAUUUUUCUUGCUGCCCUUGUGCAUGAUGAGAAUGUAAUGUCCGGAUGUGAUUCAUGUAUUAAAUCUGGAGAAUCAUAAGACCAUACUAACCUCAGUAGUACUGUGGAAGUUCCACCUCUAACCCCCUAAAACCUUUCAAAAAUUGACGUUAUACCACAGCAAAAUGUUGAAUAAAAUAAAAUAAAAAAUAUUGAAUAAAAUCCUAAUACUGAAUGUAUGCUCAGUUAUAAUAGAAUUGCUUCAGUUUGUUGUCUGCGGGCACAAGGAUAUAUUUGUACAUUCAAAAGUGAUUUUCUUUUUUUUUCUCACAUCCUCUAAAUUUUCAAAACCAUUUGAUGCUGGUAUGACUUUCUAAUUUUUAGCCUUAUGCUCUAGCGUGUCACUUUUAUGCUUGUAUUUUGGUCAUAUGCAACCCUGGAAAUCUGCUUUUAUUUCUUUGCCACGGCAAGUCUUCUGUCUCUGGCUUUAUGUACAUUUAGUUUCAGUGCCUUAGUUUAUCACUGUCAAAUGAACAUAUCAGUUCUCGUGACUGUAGGAGACAAUAUCAGGUGUCUAUAUUCUGGCUUGCAUUCACCAUAGUGUGUGUGUGUGUGUGUGUGUUGAAGCUGAGUUGCUGCUAAUCUGUUACUACUUUUGUGCUCUAUGAUGCUCAGAGUCGGAAGGGUACAAGUUGGAGUUUGGAAAUUACUGCAACAAAUCAUUAUCAUAAAGUGGCCUACAAAACUCACUUUAAGCAGUUACCCCUUUAGCUACAGAUCUGCCUGGAAAGUGUCUGUGUGCUUCAUGUUGCUGUAAAUGUAUAUGGCUUAUUUACAAAUAUGACUGUAUGUUAAGACAGCACACUUUUGUACUGCAGUUCUUGUGCAUGCUCCAUUACAUUUUAUGGCAGAGUUGCAAAAUGAUCAACGUUGCCAGUUCAUGCAUUGUGUUGACCAGUGGUUCCCAACCCUGGUCCUGGAGGC